AUGGAUUCAGUGGGAGUGCUCAGCCAUUUUGCAGCGGACCCUUGUCCGAAACAUUGGCAAGCAUUAAAGCGCGUGUUCAGGUACGUCCAAGGCACACAAACCCAUGGGAUUGAAUUUCAAGCCACGAGCAAUGACAAGCUUCAAGUCUACUCAGAUCCUGGUGAUGUGAAAACUCAACGAAGCACAAGUGGAGACGCGUUCCUGGUGAACAAUGGGUGUAUCAGCUGGAUAAGCAAGAAACAGCGUACAGUGGCUCUAUCGUCUACGGAAGCCGAUUACAUGGCGUUGACAGAAGCCACACAAGAAGCAGUAUGGCCUAAGGCAUUUUUGUGUGAGAUUGGUAAAAUAAAGAACGACGAAGCAGUCAAGAUCUAUGAAGAUGACCAAGAUUCCAUUGUGUUGGCUAAGAACCCCGAGUUCCAUAAAAGAACGAAGCACAUCGACAUCCGGUAUCACUAUCUGCGCGAGAAGGUUGCAGACGGCCAAGUGUUGCUACAGUGCUGUGCUACGAACAACAUGAACGCAGACCUCAUGACGAAGCCGAUCCCCGCUGCGCAGUUCGAAUAUCUUCGGGGCAUGCUGGGGAUCAAGACACCAAGGUCUGCCGAUUCAAGUGGGAGUGUAGUAAAAGAUACACCUCGGCAUGACGUUUCAGAAAAGUGUUCUGUAGCUCAGCCGGUUUGGUAUGUCAGUACCAUCCUAAAGGUCACUGGUUCUGUACCGGUGGGGCGUGCAAACAAAAAAGUUAAGCCUUCGGGAUCUGGUGUUUGGGGUUCACCAGCACUGUCCUGCCAGACAGUGACGUCCCCCGAUUUCGGUACGUUUGGGUGUUUAGAAACGCAUGACCAGAAUUAG
This is a messenger RNA of Peronospora matthiolae, 855 nucleotides long. The record is from the annotation of a GenBank genome assembly. Lineage: Eukaryota; Oomycota; Peronosporomycetes; Peronosporales; Peronosporaceae.